Molecule: messenger RNA, 3009 nt
Organism: Athalia rosae (coleseed sawfly)
Lineage: Eukaryota; Metazoa; Arthropoda; Insecta; Hymenoptera; Athaliidae
Exons: 14
Coding region: 1025-3004 (659 amino acids)
Biological process (GO): cGMP biosynthetic process; intracellular signal transduction; receptor guanylyl cyclase signaling pathway
Molecular function (GO): guanylate cyclase activity; peptide receptor activity
Source: RefSeq, a predicted model, not a curated record
AUGAAUUAGGUACGAUACACGUGUGGGUAGUGUACCUCAUCGAUAGAUGUGUCAUAUCGUUUCGUAAUCUUGUUGCAAUUUCGUGAAAUCUUUUACUAAGAUUAUAAUAAUAUAGUUGUACUAUCAUAACGGGCCAAAGAGCAAAUGAAAUUGAAUUAUGAAAGUGGCAAACAAGUUAAUCCGUUUUAAUCCAAUUUAAUUGUAAUCUUUCUUUCAAAUUUUCAAACAACUUUUCGUAUAAUCGCCAGAUUAAAUCUUUCACUGAUUCACGCCGGUAGAAAGCAAUAUCUCAAUGGAGAAGAUUAAUUGUACAUAACGACUAACCGUCGGUUUCAUUCACUUUUGGAAUUCUAGGUAAUCAAAAACCCGGUAUAGAAAUUUGCGAUCUAUUUCACAAUCAGUAUCGAUCUAUGUCGCAUAUAUCUAUGUAUAGCGUAUACAUAUCACCACAUGGGUACGCAGGGUCCUACCAACAAAGUUGAAAAGCGAAAAAAUUCCAAAUUAAUUCGUUCGCGCGCGUUCUCGCGAGUGGGAAUUAAAUAAAAAUUAAUAGAAACGUUUGUAAUUGAAGGUCGCGCGUAGUCGGAGUUUUACCGUAAAAGUAUGCUGUGUAUGUACUGAAAAUUAUCACCGUACUUUUAGUACCUGUACAUAUGUACGUAUCUAGCUAUACACGUGUUUUCAAACUCUGAUAAAAUCGAAACCGAACGAAUAUCGCAUCAUUUACUACUUGUGCAGUACAUCGUACGUAUGUAUACCCAUGUAUAACUACGUACAGAUAUGAGUUGCCUUUGAACUGUUGCAAGCGGAACGAUGCAGGGGUAUAUAAAAUUUCUUCCUUUACCUCCGCUACGUCUUCUCUUUUGACCUUGAAGUAGCAAAUUGCAAAUAAAUUACUACCAGCUACCUUAAAGAAUAUACAGACACGUUAUACCGCGCUUCGGAUACGAGAUACCAAUUAGUAGAGAGAAAAAAAAAGACUAAAAGAAUCCGAAACAACAUUUCCAUAUAUAACCUGCAGGGUAUGAGAAUGAUCGUUGAAAAUUCUCCAAUAUCAAGGAGACCCUCCAGCGGAGUAACAUCGGGAGGUGAAAAUUUGGAGACCAUCAGUAACCUGCAGGUUACUGCGAAGGUCGGAUGUUUCCACGUAAAUCCAGGAUCAAAGGAUGGACAACGCGUGUAUUUAAUUCAAAUGAUCUUACUGCCUUUUAUUCCAAUCGUCGCAUUGAUUGCCCAAAGUUGUCAUAACAUGGCGAAUGCAGCUAACGCUCUCCACAGAGCAGAGCACAUCGAACAGGAAAUAAGCAUUACCGUAGAAAUUGAACGUUUACUAACGGCGUUCCAACAGGAACGAACGCAGGGUGCACUUUACGUAUUUUCGCGUGCUAACAAAUCCAACCUCAACGACGCCUACGCCCACACCGACAGCGUCCUCAAGGAUGCAAAUUGGAGUGCUUGGAACGAGAGAUCCUCAUCCGCAAUCUUCUUGCACCUGACUAACUUCAGCAAAGUUAGACGGGGUCUCCUCAAAACGAGGGACGAAAGCUCGCUGCAAGACAACAGCAGCACUUCGAACGAGAUCGACGCUGAUAUGGACGGCAUUACGGGGUGGUACAUCACGGCGAAUCACUACAUGCUCGAGCAAAUAUCACAGCGAAUAGGAAGUACGGCGAUCGGAAAUGUUUGGAGAUUACUAAUUGCAUACAAAUACAUAAUACGAGCGGUUGAACACAUAACGGUCACGAUGGUUUAUGGGCUUCAAAAAUACAGCGAAGGCCAACUCGGCAUUCAAGAGCUCACUUCUUUCGUGGAACACGAUACUUUGGCCCGUGAAUAUUUUGGAGCAAUCCAUCAUUUUGCACCGGGUUUCUUAGCACUUGAAAAAUACGAGGGUAUGGAGAGCGAGGUGAAAAGAAGGCGUAAAGAAAUUACAUCGAACGUCAAAUGCGUCGCAGAUACAAAUCUGAUGAAUUCUUAUUACGAAAUAAUGGAGAGUUACGUCGAAGCACUUCGAGAUCAGGGAACUGACUUGCAAAGGAUGAUACGCACUGGAUCUAUUUUUACUCGUAGGCAGCACCUUUUUAAGGAAAUGAGGGUUGCGUCUAAUCAGCAGGGCGUUGUCAUUGCGGUCCUAGCACUGGUCUUGAUUAUCUCACCAAUUAUUAUCCUGCUCGUCAGAAACGCUGCGGUUACAAUUCAACACUUUGCAGAAUCUCUUGUAUCGAGAACGCAGGAGUUGAGAAAGGAAAAAGGGAAAAGUGACCGUUUACUGUUCCAAAUGCUACCCCCGGCUGUUGUUAAACAGCUGAAACAACAAAAGCAGGUUCCUGCGGAGAACUUCGAUUCCGUGACAAUAUACUUCAGCGAUAUCGUCGGUUUUACGAAUCUUAGCGCUAACAGUACACCGAUGGAAAUAGUAAACAUGUUAAAUACACUCUACAGACUAUUCGAUUCAAGAAUUCGAAAGUACGAUGUUUACAAAGUUGAAACGAUCGGGGACGCUUAUAUGGUCGUUAGUGGCUUGCCGCAAAGAAAUGGAAAUCGACACGCUGGUGAAAUAGCUACGAUGUCCCUCGAUCUUUUAGCAGGUAUCCGAUGUUACGAUAUUCCUCAUCGUCCAGGAGAAAGGCUUGAAAUUCGGAUAGGAGUUAACACUGGACCUUGCGUUGCUGGGGUUGUUGGCACAACGAUGCCACGAUAUUGUCUUUUCGGCGAUACGAUAAACACUGCGAGUCGAAUGGAAUCUACGAGCGAAGCGAUGAAGAUUCAAAUAUCACAGAACACAAAAGAUGCUUUGGACACAUUGGGUGGGUACAUUAUGGAGCUGAGAGGAAGCAUGGAGGUAAAAGGUAAAGGAGUUAUGAACACUUACUGGCUCACGGGUAUAGAAGGGGAAUUGCCACCGCCAGUAGAUGAGGGGGAAGUACUUUUCACAUUUUGCAGCUUUAUUGAGCCGGAAUUUCUGCAAAUGAGCGAUAUGGACGGUAAUGCUAUUUCUAUGUAAUAGAG